Molecule: messenger RNA, 816 nt
Organism: Mitosporidium daphniae
Lineage: Eukaryota; Fungi; Microsporidia
Product: UTP-glucose-1-phosphate uridylyltransferase
Exons: 5
Coding region: 1-816 (271 amino acids)
Biological process (GO): glycogen metabolic process; UDP-alpha-D-glucose metabolic process
Cellular component (GO): cytoplasm
Molecular function (GO): UTP:glucose-1-phosphate uridylyltransferase activity
Source: RefSeq, a predicted model, not a curated record
AUGAAUUCGUUCAAUACUGAUGCGGAAACCUCAAAAGUGAUCAAAAAAUAUAUGAAAAGAAGGGUCCCCAUAUUAACGUUCAACCAAAGCAAAUUUCCCAGAAUAUGGAAGGAUGAUCUUUUGCCUGUACCCGCAUCAUUUUCGUCGCAAGGCACCCAUUGGUUUGUUUGCUUUUUUAAACAAUGCAGGUACCCCCCUGGCCAUGGCGAUAUUUUUUGUGCUCUUAAAAGCUCUGGCGUGCUUGAGCAGCUAAUCAGCAAGGGAAAGGAAUACAUUUUCAUUUCCAAUAUCGAUAACCUUGGUGCCACCAUUGACUACAAUGUUUUAAACUUCCUAUCCCAAAACAAAUAUGAAUUUCUGAUGGAGGUCACGGAAAAGACCAAGGCCGAUAUCAAGGGAGGCACUCUUGUUGAGUAUAAUGGAAAUGUCCGACUUCUUGAAGUGGCCCAGGUGCCUGCGCAGCACUUGAAAGACUUUAUGUCUAUCAAGAAGUUUCGCGUGUUCAACACCAAUAAUGUUUGGAUGUCUCUUUCRGUCCUCAAUUCGAUCGAUUUUAACGAUCUUGAUCUGGAAAUAAUUGCCAAUGUUAAGCUCGAGACUGCGAUGGGAUCGGCAAUUAAAAACUUUAAAAAUGCCGUUGGGGUCACGGUUCCUAGAUCUCGCUUUCUUCCCAUUAAAGGAUGCUCUGAUCUGUUCCUACUUCAAUCCGAUCUGUAUUCAAACGUGCGUGGAACUAUGAAGCUCAAUGCUAAGCGCCAAAUCUCGUCGACCCCUCUUGUAAUACGGGCUCCCCUUACAUUGGCGGCUGUAGGUUGA